AGCAGCAGCAGCAGGAAGGGGAGGGUCGAGCUGAGCCAAGUGUCCUCCCUCCACCCUCUGUCCUCACUGCAACACCACAUGUGUUCUCCUCUGAGUGACUCCAGAGAGAGCGAGCAGUCAGCUGUGGACGUCCUUCAGAAGAAGACGGAGUGUGGACGCUCAGUGGAGCGCGGAGACAUGGACUUGUGCGUACUUUCUCUGGAGUUGUCGGGGAUGCUGCUGUUUGUCGGAGCGUGGCUCUGUGUCCUCACCACCACUCUCCUCCCACAGUGGCUGACCAUGUCCACGGCUCUGCUGCCUGUGGAGAGCUACGAGUUGGGCCUGUGGGAGACCUGCGUGGUCCAGGACGUGGGGGGGAUGGAGUGUCGGGCGUACGACAGCCUGCUGGGCCUCCCCACCGAUCUGAAGCUGGCCCGCGUCCUCAUGUGUGCCUCCCUGGCCGUCGGCAUGCUUGGAAUCCUGGUGUCCGUACCUGGACUUCACCUGGUCAACAGCUGCUCCAGAGCCAAGAGGACUCUGACCACAGUGGGGGCGCUGUUGGCUCUGCUCUCUGGACUUCUGUGUCUCAUCCCCGUCUCCUACAUGGCUCAUUUUGCCGUCACACACUUUUUUGACGACAAAGUUCCCGAUGUGGUUCCUCGCUGGGAGUUUGGAGACGCGCUGUUCUGUGGCUGGACGGGAGGUUUCCUCCUCAUGGUGGCCGGUCUGCUCCUGAUCGCCUCCUGCUGGUGUUGGCAGACGCAGCCUCGGCCCGCGGCGCCACAGCAGCAGCAGCAGCAGCAGCAGCAGCAGCGCAGGUACCAGACGAUGAACGCCAGGAAAGAGUACGUUUGAAGACAGAGACACGGAGACUGAGGACAAAAAUCACAAUCACACAAUCAAAUCGAAGCGCUUUAAGACAAACAUGUGAAUCUCUGAGAGGCUGCACAAUCAAAUGUUAGAUUUUAAAAGGAUAGUUUGGGGUUUUUUAAAUGUUGCACUAACACAUAGUCAACGCUGAGUGUGCUGUGAGCGCCCCCUGCUGUGGAGACACAAUGGAAAACAGUUUUUUGCCACUUUACAAAAGACACAGCUAAAAAAAUCUACGACAUCUUCUUCACACGUUCACGUCUUUAUCUCACUGUCAGACAGGAAAGUGAAGUUUGUAAUGCACUCACUCUCCCACACCAAAGUCCACAGAGAAAAUCAGUGAUUUCAGCUCACAGGGACACAGGAGCUGCUGGUCCUCUGCUGCCUCGUGUGGUCACUUUGUGUCACUGACGUCAAUCUGAACAAAAGGAUUUCAAACACUGAAGUGACAAAAUAAGACAUUAGAACUUAGUGAUGGAGGCAGCAGUGUGUGUGUGUGUGUGUGUGUGUGAUGUUAAAAUCACUGAUUUUCUCUGUGGACUUUGGUGUGGGAGAGUGAGUGCAUUACAAACGUCACUUUCCUGUCUGACAGUGAGAUACAUGUGACGAAGAUAACAGACUUAAACUGACAUAGAUUUUAUGAAAUGAAUCUUUUGUUAAGUGGAAUAAAAAAUAGUUUUUUCCUUUACGGACACUUUAAAAAACACUGAACUGUCCCUUUAAGGAAACCUGCUGUGACCAGUAAAGAUGAGUAUUUUUUUAAGAAUGUGUUUUGUAAGAAGUUUUUUCUUCCUCACGGUGAAACUGUAUCAGGAUGUUUCAGUGUUCGUUUGAUCUGCUUUAAAAGAAACAUGCUGUGAUUUUUAAAUUUUUCUUGAUACUAAAACACAUGUUUGUUUAUAAUGAUUCACAUUCACGUGCACACAUACUUCCUGUUUCUAUUAAAACUGAUACUGUUCUUGUU
Messenger RNA from Solea solea (common sole), 1813 nucleotides. Its product is annotated as putative claudin-24. Gene Ontology annotation, cellular component: bicellular tight junction; plasma membrane. Gene Ontology annotation, molecular function: structural molecule activity. The record is from RefSeq and is a predicted model, not a curated record. The coding region runs from base 79 to 834 and encodes 251 amino acids. Lineage: Eukaryota; Metazoa; Chordata; Actinopteri; Pleuronectiformes; Soleidae. The transcript has a single exon. Gene Ontology annotation, biological process: bicellular tight junction assembly; cell adhesion.